GCCAGAACGGUUUGCGACAAACUCAAAGCCGACGGCAAGUAUGUGCACAAGUUGUUGGGGAAGCACAUCGAGUUGUGCGAGAUGGCCAACGGCUUGCACCUCAACCAUGACACCUUGGGCAGGCGUGACCUUCGCACAACUGUUUUCACCCUCCUGGACAACAAUGUGGUCCUGCCGAUGCACAUCCGUCUGUGCGUCACACGGAGGUGCGUGAGCUUCUACUGCCAGGACCUCCUGGACAGCCUGUCCGCAAAGGACGCAAAGGCUGUAAAGGAGGCAACCGUCAAGAAGGAAAAAACGCUUGAGCGCUUGGUGUCAGCUUUGGCAGUGUGGAAAUACUACCAGCCGGACGAAGAGGCUGAGCUGGAGUCAGCUGCUGUGCUCCAGGCCGAGGACAACCCUUUGCCUAGCUGGUCCUUCGACGCUUGCAGCUUUGCAGCCCUUGCAGCUGAGCUUCAAGAGGAGGUGAGCAAGUUGUCAGACGGUGCAGAGGAGGAUUCCGCAGCCUCGGCUGCUCGAGAGGACCACCUCAAUGAGGACCUGUGUCUUGCCAUGACCAACAGCCUCAACAAUGACUUCUUCAUGAUGUUGCUUGAGGACAAGAAGGACAAGAUCGAUGAGCGAAUGUCCCUCUUGCGCGACAUCUGUGAGCGGUACCUUGCGCUAUACCAGGCAGAUGAGGUUGAUGUUAUUGGCAAGCAGCUGCUCCCGGGAGCUUUCAAGGCAGCAUCUACAAUCAAAGAGGUGAUGAGUGCCUUGCUUGUCAUGUUGAACCCAAUGCCGGGGUAUCUCAACACUGACAUGGGAGCCAUCAGCGCAGUUCUGAAGGCAAAGGAGGAGAACAAAUUUGCUUCCUGUGUGAAGUUGUUCUUGAAGUCUGCUCACUGGCAAGCAAAGCUAGAUGAUUGCCUUCAGAAGGGUCCUGUGACAAUGAAGAUUGCCCCUGAGCUUGCCCACCUGACCGAAAAGCUCGCGAUGGAAAAUGAGGCAAGCAAACCCAAGGGUGACGAAGAUGACGAGGCUUCUCAGCCAGAGCAGCGGAACGAAGUGGUCAGCGCUGACCUGAAUAAUGCUAUUGACAAGCUGGAGGAGUUCCAGAAAUCCCUUAGGAAGGGAGCCACAGGCGCUUUGGAGAAGGAGAUGAUUGAGCGGCUCAUGGCCAUUGCAGAGUGGACGACUGGGCAGACUGAGGUGAAGUCCCUGCCUGAUUUUCAUGUCCCGGCCUUGAGCAAGGGCUUGCAGCUUCUGUCCAAGGGACACAAGUCUUUGCCGGAGUUUCUGAAAAAGCUGGAGGCCUGGAAGGGCAACAUGGCCCAGGGCCUCAGCAAGCAGAAGAUCAUCAGCUAUGCGCAGGUUGUCUCCCAGGACGGCACGCCGGUGGAUUGGGAAAUUGUGAAGCAGUUGAUGGACGGCUCAAAUGAUGCCAGAGCUGACCCUGAGAUUGUGGAUGCCUUCCGCAAGCUGUCAGGGAUCCUCUUCCGGAGUCUUGCGGCGCAGGCAUUGGUAGAGGAAGUGGAGGCCAAUGCCUGCGCAUUGAACAUGCGCAACAUUGACAUUGCGGCCGACAAGUGGGGCAAGCUUGGAGUUACUGCCGAGGCCCGAUUGAAGAGCGAUAUCAAGCUGUCCAUCUUCUAUGCUUACUUCACCAUGGCCCAGAAAGUGUUCAAGCAAGAUGGUGAUCAGAAGGCAGGGGAUGACGAGCAGCCCCCUCCUGUCUAUUUCAGCUGCAUGGAUGAGCUCGCAGUCAGCAAGAUGGUGGUGCAGGGUUUGCAGGUCUACGCAAAGCAGUUGCGAUCCAUGGCCGAUGGCUUGAUUGAGAAGCUCUCCCAGUGCACACAAGGCAGGCAUUCGUCCGGGCCGGACUCGUGGAAGCAUGGAUUGGAGGGAAGUGCCAGCUUCCAGGACAUCAAGACCAACGCAAGCUCCCGGCUGGAUUGUGAUGUUAGCGGGCUCCAAAGUCUGAUGGACCAGCUGACGGAGGUCCAACAGACGUGUAACAUGGCCUACCAGAAGACCAGCUUCCUCCGGAGCAUUUGCAGUGAGACAGUUGAUGCUGUGGACAUCAUCAAGGUUUGCCACCACAAGGUGAAGGAGGAAAUCAAGCUUGCCGUUAUCUUCAAGUACGAGGGCUUGUUUGUGAACGCGCUGAUGGAUGAAAACGCGAGUUCCGGCAAGGACCUGGCUCGCCCCGAGCUAGCAGCUCUCUCAGGUGACAAGCGGAUUAGUGCAGAUGACAUCCAUGCAGGUGUCUUAGAGGCUACCCGCAAUUUGCUUGCUCAGCGUAAUGGUGCCUAA
Messenger RNA from Symbiodinium pilosum, 2295 nucleotides. NCBI's taxonomy places the organism in Eukaryota, Dinophyceae, Suessiales, Symbiodiniaceae. The record is from the annotation of a GenBank genome assembly.